Fusarium tjaetaba is the source of this 564-nucleotide messenger RNA. Its product is annotated as litaf zinc finger. The record is from RefSeq and is a predicted model, not a curated record. The coding region runs from base 1 to 564 and encodes 187 amino acids. The transcript has 3 exons. Lineage: Eukaryota; Fungi; Ascomycota; Sordariomycetes; Hypocreales; Nectriaceae. Gene Ontology annotation, molecular function: zinc ion binding.
AUGGAGACUCCUACACCCAACCCCGAGCAUCAUCAACAUCAUGCACAUCACUCCCUCGAGGACGACAACCAGAAGCCUCCAAGCAAAAGGUCUAUCGAAUUCAGCUCACCGCUCGCCAAGCCACCAGUUACAAGCUCACCUCCUGCACAUCUGAAAGGAGAUGGCCGCGAAGAUCCCCUGGAGCCAGAGCUGAAGGAGAAUCUCCCCCGGAGUGUGCGGCUCGGUGAACUGGAACGUUGGAGUGAUUACGUCGUUUGCCCAAAGUGUCAAGUCAGGGCCAGGACUAUCACAAGGGAAAAAACCGGUAAUACGACUCAUGCUGCGGCCUUGGCCAUAGUCGUCAGCACCAUCGGUUUUUGGCUGGCAUGGAUACCCUACUUCAUCAAAAGGCUCAAGAAUGUUUACCAUCACUGUGGCAAUUGUAGAGUACUCCUUGCUGAGUACCACCCAGGUCUAUCUGACUACACUGAAGUCCUCGCCUUCCCAAUAGUGAGGACAGGCGUUGAUGAUAAUAAGGAUGGGCUCAAGGUUGAGGACAAGACUAGCGAAAGUCGCUUGCUUUGA